This is a messenger RNA of Colletotrichum orchidophilum, 1446 nucleotides long. RefSeq lists its product as uncharacterized. Bases 1 to 1446 code for a protein of 481 amino acids. The record is from RefSeq and is a predicted model, not a curated record. NCBI's taxonomy places the organism in Eukaryota, Fungi, Ascomycota, Sordariomycetes, Glomerellales, Glomerellaceae. The transcript is spliced from 4 exons.
AUGUCUUUAGUCGACCGUGAAACCCAACCGGGUUUUCAACCCCAUGAACAGCCCGGCUUGGAAGUUGUACCACACGAACAGCUAGAACACUCGCAAGACUGGUCCGGACUUCAGGCCGCAAAUCCUUCUUCUCUAGACAGCGGAAAGGAAGCAAUUUCUGGCCAUAACGAUGCGGGAAAAACACACGUGGUUCCGAAUCAGAUAGAACUCGGAGGACCUACAUUUCAAGGUGCACCAGUGCCAAAAAGACGACUAUGGUUUAUUGUUGGAGGUAUUGCGUUCGCCCUGGUGACUGCAGCGGCCGUUGUCGGAGGUAUUCUGGGAAGCAAAGCAGCGAAACAUUCACAAGGGGAGUUUUCGUUGCCAACGAGCACACCGACUCCCACUAUUGUCACCAGCCCCACAACUAGACUACAAUCGAUACGCCAGGGGUCGCCACUGACCAUCACUGGAUGGAGUCAGUCUGGCGGAGUCGAGAUGUUCCUCUUUUACCAAGAUCAUGACAACCAAAUUCAGCGGUCAGUAUACGACACCAGUGGGACAUCCGCCGGGGGGAACUCGUCAUGGCAGUCACCCCAAAAGUUCAACUCUUUUGCUAGUGCGGAUACUCGCUUGGGAGGAACUAUCAUUCAGUAUAACACCUCAUACAAGCCACAAACCGAACUUUAUUACACGAACUCUGAUGGUCGUGUCCUUGGCGUCAGCAUCAACGAUGAGCUGAACCCCAGCUACGAAGAGGAUAGCAUCAAAAGCCUUGCUCUAAGCUCCCGAGUCAACAGCAGUGUCGCCGCAUAUUGGCCUUGGUUUAUAUACCAGGAGGUUAGUGGUGUAAUUGUUGAGGUGCGGAACCGUCUUCUGGACGAGUUUGCACCGGCAGCCGAAUGGGACACGAAGAGACUCAACGCGAUAGCCGAUGACGACAGCCGGCUGGCACUGGUUCCGCUAUCGACCAACUUCGACAAGAUGGCCGUGCAAGGAGGCUACGGGAUUUUCUACCAGGUUGACGGCGGGUUGGUCGCGCUUAUACCGGACCUUGGAUCCGAUCAACUCGCUAAGGAUUAUGCAGACUCAUGGCCUACAACUGUUAAGAACAUGCCGAAGGGCGCGUCCUUGGCUGCAUUCUCCGUUGCCAGAACCUCCGAUUCCCUGCAGAGAGUGAACACGUAUGUCCUUUAUCUUGACAGCGAUUCGAAUAUCAGCGUCAUCUACAGCGAUUCUUCCUCCUGGCAAACCGUCCAGCCAGCUGCCAUGAAGGGUGUCGAUCCCGACACAGACAUUGCCUGUCUGACCAUGGCAAUUACGCAUCUCGACUCUUUACAGCAAGAGGUUCUACUUGGAGAAUAUCCUUUCGAUGCGAGGUGUUACUUCCAACGUGAAGGCUUAGUGAGAGAAGUGAUAUUGAGUAAUAAUGAGUGGACGGAUAGUGGAAACGUACCUAUACCGUGA